AUGGAAUCACUCUGCUUGUCAUGCAGAGCCCUCACGCUCAAUAUACCUAGAAAUGGCCUGAUUACUCGUCGAAUCCAGCCAGCGAUACGGGCUUUCAGUACGACAGGUUCCUACGGAGCAGUGGACAACAAAAAGAAGGCAGCAGACGCAAAGAGGAAAUUGAAACAGAAGGAAACUCGCAAAAAGAAGAAAUUCGCGACUUACAAGCUGCCGGACCUAAAGGACAUCAAUAAAUACUCCCUAGUCGAUGCGAUGCAAUACAUCAAAGCCUUCGAAGUUGGUCGAAAUCCUUCGCAAGUGAAAUUUGACGUUGCUAUACGGCUACGAACGAAGAAAGAUGGACCUGUCCUCAGAAAUCAGAUCAAGCUACCAUACGCUGUGAAGACAGAUAUCAAGGUCUGUGUGCUUGUGCCUGCAGAGUCAAAGCAGGGGAAAGCUGCAAAGGCCGCUGGAGCUACUCUAGUGGGGGAAGAGGAAGUCUUUGACAUCAUCAAAGAUGGGAAAAUCGAUUUCGACCGCUGCAUAACAACGCCAGAGAUGUUACCCAAGAUCCAAAAGGCUGGUCUACCACGAGUACUCGGUCCUAGGGGCCUGAUGCCAAGCGUGAAGCUGGGAACUGUCACCGAUAAUAUCGCGGCGAGUGUAAAGGCUAUGAUGGGAGGUUCCACGUACAGAGAGCGGAGAGGUGUCGUCCGCAUGGCCGUGGGUCAGUUGGGCUUUACUCCUGAGCAACUCAGAGACAAUGUACAGGCAUUGAUUGCGCAAUUACGAAAGGAAAGUAACGCGCUUCUCGAAUCAUCCGGGUUCAACAAAGAGAUCUUUGAUGUGGUUUUGAGUUCGACGAACGCUCCUGCUUUCUCAUUAUCUGGAGAUUUCAGAGGUAACAAUUCGCAACUGCCGAAGUGGGAUAAACUCCCCAUCUUAGAAAACUUGCCCGAGCGGACUAAAGUUGGUGGCAUACUAUAUCGUACAUACAGGCAAUGGGCGAAACACAAGGCAGCGGCACGAGGAGAACCUAUCCAACAUGUACCACCUCCUGGACCGGACCAAUUAAAUAAAGCAAAAAGAUGGUUACAAAGAAGAAUCCAGGCUAAGACUUCAACGACUGGGCAGGCACAGCAGGUCUCGACACCACAGCUGAAUAUGGCUUGA
Molecule: messenger RNA, 1152 nt
Organism: Lithohypha guttulata
Lineage: Eukaryota; Fungi; Ascomycota; Eurotiomycetes; Chaetothyriales; Trichomeriaceae
Exons: 2
Coding region: 1-1152 (383 amino acids)
Cellular component (GO): mitochondrial large ribosomal subunit
Molecular function (GO): structural constituent of ribosome
Source: RefSeq, a predicted model, not a curated record